CUGGAGGGCUUCACGCAGAGCCGGGGGGGCUCUUGUGGCCUCUGACAUUUGGUGAUUCUGUGAUGACAUUUCAGGCUCAUUCCGUUCAGUGUUGGAACCAUCUGAUGUCCCCUCCCCCUAGGUUACAGAUGGGGAAACUGAGGCCCAGGGGGGAGAAGUGGCUGGCUGGGAUGGCCCUCACAGGUGGCUGUUGUAGGAGCAAACCCAAGUCCUCUGGCCUUCUCCUUUCCCACUGAGCAUGGCUGCCCCCCCGCUCCCGUGGGCCUCCUGGAGCCUCAGCCCUUCCUUUGACCAAACAGAGAGAGCUGGGCUGGCGUUCGGAGCCUUUGCAGAGGGGCCCCUGUAAACACCAGAUCGCGUCCUGAGGCGGCCGUCCCCGGAGCAUGGGUACCACGGCCAGCACCGCCCAGCAGACAGCGGUGUCGGGCCCCCCGUUCGAGGGCCUCCAGGGCGGCAUGGAGGACCGCCACUCCCUCAGCAUCCACUCCUUCCAGGCCGCUGGCCCCCACAACAGCCGGGCCAAGUCCAUCAUCACCAACAAAGUGGCCCCCGUCGUGAUCACGUACAACUGCAGAGAGGAGUUCCAGAUCCACGAUGAGGUGCUCAAGGCCCAUUACACAGUGGGCCGGAUCUCGGAGUCCACACAGGAGCACUACCUGGUCCAGGGGCGCUACUUCCUGGUCCGGGACGUCUCGGGGAACAUGGACAUCCUGAACACCACGGGCGGCUGCGGGGCCCCCAACUUCCGCCAGGCGCGGGGCGGGCACGCCGUGUUCGGCAUGGGGCAGCCCAGCCUGGCGGGCUUCCGGAGGCUCCUGCAGAAACUCCAGGGCGACGGCCACAAGGAGUGCAUCUUCUUCUGCGUUCGGGAGGAGCCCGUCUUGUUCUUGCGCCUGGACGAUGACUUCGUGUCCUACACGCCCCGGGACAAGCAGAGCCUGCGCGAGAACCUGCGGGCCCUGAGCCCGGGCGCGCAGCCGGAGACCUUGGAGCUGGCCAUCCGGAAGGAGAUCCACGACUUUGCCCGGCUGGGCGAGGGCACGUACCACGUGUACCACGACGUCGAGCGCUUCCGGGACGAGCCGCGCUCCGUGCGCAUCCAGGGCGAGGACGACAUCCACGUGACGGAGGAGGUCUACAAGCGCCCCCUCUUCCUGCUGCCGUCCUACAGGUACCACCGACUGCCUCUGCCAGAGGCCGGGGCGCCCCUGGAAGCCCAGUUUGAUGCCUUCAUCGGGUUCCUCCGGGAGCACCCCAGCCUGCUGCCGCUCCGGGACCCCUCGGGGGCGCCCCCCGCCCUGGUCUUCAGCUGCCAGACGGGCAUCGGGAGGACCAACCUGGGCAUGGUCCUGGGCACUCUGGUGCUCUCUCACUGCAGGAGGCCGGCCAGGAGGCCAGAGGCAGCCCCCUCCCCCCCUGACGCCGGGCCCCCGGAGCACUCGGAGGUGGUGCAGAGCUUCAUCCGCAUGGUCCCCAAGGGGAGGCAGAUUGUGGAGGAGGUGGACCACAGCUUAGCGGCCUGCUCCGAGCUGCAUGACCUGAAGGAGGCCGUCUCAGAAAAGCCGGAAGGGCCCGGCGGGGAGCAGCCGCAGGGAAAUGGUGGCCCAGAACCCCGACAGCAGAAGACUCUGCAGAGCUUGGAACGCUACUUCUACCUGAUUGCCUUCAACUACUACCUGCACGAGCAGUACCCCCUGGCUUUUGCCCUCAGUUUCAGCCGCUGGAUGUGUGGGCACCCGGAGCUGUACCGGCUGAGCGUGAAGGAGCCCGCAGUCCUCUGGGAGCCGGCCGCCAAGGAAGCGUGGGUGCUGGUGGCGGACGAGCCCUUCUCCCCCGACGUGCUCAGCACUGCCCGCGAGAUGGACGUGGCCAACUUCCGCAGGGUGGCCAAGAUGCCCGUCUACGGCAUGGCCCAGCCUAGCACCAAGGCCGUGGGGAGCGUCCUGGCUUAUCUGACGGACCCCAAGAGGAAGCACCGGCGAGUGAGCUGGAUCAACCUUCGGGAGGAGGCGGUCUUGGAGUGCGACGGGCAGACUUACACCCUGCGGGAGCGGGGCGACCUGAUGGAGCCCGUGCCCGGCCCCGCCGCGCUGCCCCCCGAGCAGCUGGAGAAACUGGAGUCCCAGCUGAAGGCCCGCGUGCUGGCGUCCCCCAAGCGGAUCGAGGUGCACCCGGACCAGGACCGGCCCAAGCCGAUCCAGAAGUGCCUGACCAUGCAGGACGUCGCCGGCCAGAGCCGGGACCUCUCCUAUCAGCGGCUCCCCAUCCCGGACUUCUGCGCCCCGAGGGAGCGGGACUUUGAGCGCCUCCUGCAGGUGGUGAGGGAGGCUCUGGCCAAGGAGCCCAGCACCGGCUUCGUGUUCAGCUGCCUGAGCGGCCAGGGCCGGACCACGACGGCCAUGGUGGUGGCCGUCCUCGCCCUGUGGCACAUUACCGCCUUCCCCGAGAUGGGCGAGGAGGAGAUUGUGAGUGUGCCGGACGCCAAGUACACCAAGGGAGAGUUUGAGGUAGUGAUGAAGGUGGUCCAGCUGCUGCCAGAUGGGCACCGGAUAAAGAAGGAGGUGGACAUGGCUCUGGACACAGUCAGCGAGACCAUGACCCCGAUGCACUACCACCUGAGGGAGAUCAUCAUCUGCACCUACCGCCAGGGAAAAACGGCCAAGGAAGAGCAGGAGGCGCGGACUCUGUACCUCAGAAGCCUGCAGUACCUGGAGCGCUACAUCUUCCUGAUCCUUUUCAACGCCUACCUUCACCUGGAGAAGCCGGGUUCCUGGCAGCGGCCCUUUAGCGUCUGGAUGCUGGAGGUGGCCGCCAAGGCCGGAGUCUACGAGAUCCUCAACCACUUGGGCUUCACGGAGUUCGAGGCCAUCGAAGACAGAUCCCUGUCCAGGCUGCGCUACCGAUGGCAGGAGCGGACCCUCAGCCCCGGGCCCUUCCUGGGGGACUUCCUGUAGGAGGAGGAGCAGAGCGUCCCGCCCACUGCGCCGUCGGCCUCCCGGGACGCCUCCCCCUGCUGGUGGCUCCUCCCCCUUUUGCCGGGAGAAGGAAGGGGCCGGGCCGCGGCCUGAAGGAAAAGGCUUCUCCUUUCCCCGAGAGCCGGGUGGGGGAUGGGCUGGGGAACCUGCCUUACUUAUAAAGGGAGCUUUGAGAGGGACCUUUCUCCACACAAUAAACCGCAUUGUAAAGGAA
Messenger RNA from Antechinus flavipes (yellow-footed antechinus), 3189 nucleotides. RefSeq names its product phosphatase domain containing paladin 1 (gene PALD1). The record is from RefSeq and is a predicted model, not a curated record. Lineage: Eukaryota; Metazoa; Chordata; Mammalia; Dasyuromorphia; Dasyuridae. The transcript has 20 exons. Bases 384 to 2954 code for a protein of 856 amino acids.